UCCUUCUCUCUUUUCAGGUUUAUCUAGAGCUUCAGAGUGUGCAUGCGGGCGUAACCACUUUACUUGUGCGGUCAGUGCGUUUGGGGAAUGUACGUGUAUCCCGGCACAGUGGCAGUGUGAUGGAGAUAAUGACUGCGGGGACCACAGCGAUGAAGAUGGUUGCAUGCUGCCUACCUGCUCACCGCUGGACUUUCACUGCGAUAACGGGAAGUGCAUUCGACGCUCUUGGGUGUGUGAUGGGGACAACGACUGUGAGGACGAUUCUGAUGAGCAUGACUGUCCUCCUCGAGAGUGUGAGGAAGAUGAGUUCUCCUGUCAGAAUGGAUAUUGUAUUCGCAGCCUGUGGCACUGUGAUGGCGACAACGAUUGUGGGGACAACAGUGAUGAACAAUGUGAUAUGAGGAAAUGCUCAGAGAAGGAGUUUGGGUGCUCUGAUGGCAGCUGUAUUGCAGAACACUGGUUUUGUGAUGGAGACACAGACUGCAAGGACGGAUCGGAUGAAGAAAAUUGUCCUUCUGACGUUCCUGCUCCUAGCUGCAGUGCAGAGGAGUUCCAGUGCGCCUAUGGCCGCUGCAUCCUGGAUAUCUAUCACUGCGAUGGGGACGAUGACUGCGGAGACUGGUCUGAUGAAUCUGAUUGCUCAUCGCAUCAGCCAUGCCGUUCAGGAGAAUUUAUGUGCAAUAGCGGCCUGUGUAUAAAUUCUGGAUGGCGCUGUGACGGAGAUGCGGAUUGUGAUGACCAGUCGGAUGAAAGGAACUGCACAACUUCAGUGUGCACAGCAGACCAGUUCCGCUGCGGUACGGGCCGUUGUGUGCGCCUCUCCUGGAGGUGUGAUGGAGAGGACGAUUGCUCUGAUAACAGUGACGAGAAGGGAUGUGAGAAGACUGGGACCCCACAGUGUGCUCAGGACCAGUUCUUGUGCAGUAAUGGCCGCUGCAUUGGACAGAGGAAACUGUGCAAUGGAGUAAAUGAUUGUGGUGAUGGGCAGUGAUGAGAGCCCACACCAAAACUGCAGGCCGCGCACCGGAGAAGAGAACUGCAACCACAACAAUGGGGGCUGCGCCCAGAAAUGCCAGACAGUGCGGGGCCUGGUACAGUGCACGUGUCAGACAGGAUACAGGCUCAUGGAAGAUGGACGGUCAUGCCAAGAUGUCAAUGAGUGUGCAGAGGAGGGAUAUUGCAGUCAGGGAUGCAGCAACAUAGAAGGAGGCUUCCAGUGCUUUUGUGAGAGCGGGUACCAACUACGACCAGACAAGCGCAGCUGCAAGGCCUUGGGACCAGAACCGGUUCUGUUGUUUGCCAAUAGGAUUGAUAUUCGCCAGGUUCUGCCUCAUCGCUCAGAAUACACGCUGCUUCUCAAUAACUUGGAAAAUGCCAUCGCUUUGGAUUUUCACCAUCGCCAUGAGCUGGUGUUCUGGUCGGACGUUACUCUGGACCGUAUUAUGAGCGCCAACCUGAACGGCAGCAAUGUGGAAGAGGUGGUGUCUACGGGUCUGGAGAGUCCAGGUGGUCUGGCUAUUGAUUGGAUCCAUGAUAAGCUCUUCUGGACAGACUCUGGCACAUCUCGUAUUGAAGUAUCAAAUCUAGACGGGUCCCAUCGCAAAGUAAUUCUGUGGGAGAACCUGGAGAAGCCACGAGCUAUAGCACUAAACCCAAUGGAAGGCACCAUCUACUGGACAGAUUGGGGUAAUACACCACGUAUUGAAUAUUCUAGCAUGGACGGUUCCAACAGACGCGUCAUUGCAGAUACGCAUCUCUUUUGGCCCAAUGGACUGACUAUUGACUAUGCUGGAAGACGAAUGUACUGGGUGGAUGCCAAACACCAUGUUAUUGAGAGAGCCCAAUCUGGAUGGAUCUAAUCGCAAGGCUGUGAUCAGCCAAGGUCUCCCACACCCCUUUGCAAUCACUGUUUUUGAGGACAGCCUGUAUUGGACCGACUGGCAUACCCAAAAGCAUAAACAGUGCUAACAAAUUCACUGGAAAAAACCAAGAGGUGAUACGGAGCAAACUGCAUUUUCCUAUGGAUAUCCACACCCUGCAUCCACAGAGGCAGCCAGCAGGUAAAAACAGAUGUGGCACUGAUAAUGGGGGCUGUUCCCACCUUUGCCUUCCUAGUGGUAACACAUUUACUUGUGCUUGCCCAACUGGUUUCCGUAGUAAGACUGGGCCCAAGACCUGUGCCUUGAGUCUUGACAAGUUCCUGCUUUUUGCUCGAAGGACGGACAUCCGAAGGAUUAGCUUUGACACCAGUGACCUCUCCGAUUUUGUCAUCCCAUUGUCCAAUGUUCGUAGUGCUGUGGCACUGGAUUGGGAUUCUGCUGACGACUAUAUGUAUUGGAGCGACACCACCACAGACUCCAUCAACCGUGCAAAAUCAGAUGGCAGUGGGCAGGAGGUCAUCAUUGAUACCAGCUUGGAGAGUCCUGCAGGACUGGCUAUAGACUGGGUUACAAAGAAGAUAUACUGGACAGAUGCAGGGACCGACCGGAUUGAAGUUUCCAACACGGAUGGUUCCAUGCGCAGUGUGCUGAUUUGGGAGAACCUGGACCGGCCUAGGGACAUUGUCGUGGAUCCUGUAGGAGGAUUCAUGUACUGGACAGACUGGGGUGCAAAUCCAAAGAUAGAACGCGCUGGCAUGGAUGCUUCUGGACGGAUGGUCAUCAUCUCCUCCAAUCUCACUUGGCCCAAUGGCUUAGCUAUUGAUUAUGAAUUAGAGAGGCUGUACUGGGCUGAUGCUGGCAUGAAAACCAUAGAAACUGCCAAGCUUGAUGGUGCUGACCGAAUGGUGCUAAUCGGUACAGACCUACCCCACCCCUUUGGUCUGACCUUGUAUGAAGAUCGUAUUUAUUGGACAGACUGGCAGUCGAAAAGCAUUGAGAGUGCAGAUCGGAAAACCGGACUUGACCGCAAGCCUGUGCGAGAGAACCUGGAAAACCUGAUGGAUCUUCAUGUCUUUCACAGACGACGGCCGCAAGUUAAAUCUGCCUGUUCCGUCAAUAAUGGAGAGUGCAGCCACAUUUGCCUUCUUUCUCCCCACCCAAAAGGCCAUAGCUGUGCUUGCCCUACUGGGGUCAAUCUGCUUGGCGAUGGCAGGACCUGUUCUUCAGGAAUGGACCGCUUUCUUAUUUUUGCCCGAAGGACUGAUAUCCGCUCAGUGUCUUUGGAUAUCCCAUACUUUGCAGAUGUAGUUGUCCCCAUCAAUCUGACCAUGAAGAACACCAUAGCAGUCAGUGUGGAUUCCUUAAAGGGUUUGGUGUAUUGGGCUGACAGUACCCUUCGGAAAAUUAGCAGAGCAGGUCUGGAUGGCUCCAAUUACCAGGAUGUAAUAACCACAGGCUUGGUGACCACCGAUGGUUUGGCAGUGGAUGCAAUUGGUCGCAAAAAAUAUUGGACAGACACUGGGACCAAUCGAAUCGAAGUGGGGAAUUUGGAUGGCUCCAUGAGGAAGGUUCUGGUGUGGCAGAAUUUAGGAAGCCCACGAGCGAUUGCUCUUUAUCACGAGAUGGGAUGCAUGUACUGGUCGGACUGGGGAGAGAAUGCCAAGCUUGAAAGGGCGGGAAUGGAUGGCUCCGACCGUAAAGUUCUGAUAAACAUGAACCUUGGUUGGCCCAAUGGACUGGCGGUGGAUAAAGCAGGUUCUCAGCUCUUGUGGGCAGACGCGCAUACAGAGAGAAUAGAGGCCUCUGAUCUUAUGGGAAGAAACAGGCGGAUCUUGGUGUCACCUGUGCAGCAUCCGUAUGGUCUGACCCUUCUCGGCGCACACAUAUAUUGGACCGACUGGCAGACACGCAAAAUUCAGAGGGCGGACAAAGACACUGGAGCAAAUGUCAUAGUGGUCAGAGACAACCUGCCCGGCCUUAUGGACAUUCAGGCUGUGGAUAGGACUCAUGCCCUUGGAUUCAACAAGUGUGGUAACAAUAAUGGCGGCUGCUGCUCUCAUCUGUGCCUGCCGAACCCCGUCAGUUACUCCUGUGCCUGUCCCACCGGCAUCCUGCUGAAGGAGGAUGGCAGGACUUGUGACCCGUCUCCUGACACCUAUCUGCUGUUCUCCAGUCGUGACUCCAUUCGCAGGAUAUCCCUGGAUACAGAUGACUACACAGAUGUCUAUGUGCCCAUUAAGGAGCUCAACAAUGUAAUCUCUUUGGACUACGACAGUGUGGAAAGCCAAAUCUACUACACGGAUGUUUUCCUGGAUGUGAUCAGGAGGGUAAACCUCGAUGGUACGGGUAUUGAGACGAUCAUUGGUGAAGGACUGAAGACCACAGAUGGGCUGGCAGUAGACUGGGUAGCCAGGAAUCUGUACUGGACGGACACUGGGGCAAACACUAUCGAGGUGUCUCGGUUGGAUGGGAGAUACCGUAAGGUGCUCAUUAAUAACAGUCUGGAUGAGCCUCGCGCCAUUGCAGUGUUUCCAAGGAAAGGUUACCUGUUCUGGACAGACUGGGGCCACGUAGCCAAAAUUGAGAGGGCACACUUAGAUGGUUCUGAUCGAAAGGUCAUCAUUAAUACAGAUCUUGGGUGGCCCAAUGGCUUGACAUUAGACUAUGACACUCGCAGGAUCUACUGGGUAGACGCUCACUUGGACCGCAUAGAAAAUGCCGACCUGAAUGGUAGAACCCGUCAAAUACUCGUUAGUCAAGUCUCUCACCCCUUCGCUCUCACACAGGAAGGUCGCUGGAUAUAUUGGACAGAUUGGCAAACCAAGUCUAUUCAGAGAGUGGACAAAUACUCUGGGAGGAGCCAGGAAACCAUAUUGGGCAAUAUGGAAGGGCUGAUGGACAUCAUUGUUGUAUCUCCUAUGCGGCAGUCGGGUAGCAAUCCUUGUGCAGUUAAUAAUGGCGGCUGUUCCCACCUGUGCUUUGCCCGAAGUUAUGAUUUUGUGUGCGCCUGUCCGGAUGACCUGGAAACAGAACUCUGCUCUACAAUUCCUGGAUUUUUACCUUCAGCUCCUAUUCCAACAAACAAUAGCGAAAAGAUGUCUGGCCCCUUCAAUCCCGACACCCAGAAUGAGGGAGGGGAAGGCACUCCCGGAGUGACCGCGGGAAGCUGCUCAGAUGAAGAAGCAUCAAGGGGACUCUGUACCCCGAUUGGGGCCGUGCCAGCCAGUGCAGGGGACAGACUACGUGUGGCACACAUUAUUGCUGGAUCUCUGUCUCUUUUGUGCUUGCUGCUUCUCAUCUGUGCUCUGUUAAUCUACAGACAUCGUCGUGCUAAGCUGUCCGACCCAGCACUGGGGACCCUCACUUACAGCAACCCGUCUUACCGCACGUCGACCCAAGAGGUGAAAAUUGAAGCGGUGCACAGGCCUUCCGUUUGUCAUCUACAGCGACAUCGUAAAGAGGCUGUUUCUGACAACGGCUUCACCAAGGAGAAGAUCAGAAUCUUGGAGGGUUUCGGUUUACUGUCUGGGGAUGAAAGCGAAUGGGAUGACCUCAAGCAGGUGAAGCCAUCCCGAGCCAGCAUCCUUCGGGACCACGUGUGCAUUAAGACGGACACUGUGUCUUUACAAGCCAGCACCGCCUCGCUCGACCUGACUGAAACGCAACAGCUGCUACAGGAAGAGCAGUCAGAGACGGGCAGUGUCACACUGCCACCAAGCCCCGAACGUCGGGUCUCUUUACCGGAUACCGGCUGGAGAGGGAAGCACAUGCCUGCCACCGAGAGUGAAGUGUGA
Molecule: messenger RNA, 5674 nt
Organism: Staurois parvus
Lineage: Eukaryota; Metazoa; Chordata; Amphibia; Anura; Ranidae
Source: the annotation of a GenBank genome assembly